This is a messenger RNA of Dimorphilus gyrociliatus, 1850 nucleotides long. Lineage: Eukaryota; Metazoa; Annelida; Polychaeta; Dinophilidae. The record is from the annotation of a GenBank genome assembly.
GCAGACGAAUUUCGCGGUUCACAACGUAAACUUGUUUGGAACUCAGACCAGGGAAGUUCAAAAGAUACUUCUCAGAACAUCGUGAAAACUUUCAAAGGUAGAAAAAGAAAGAAGGAAUUUACAAUAUAAACUGAAUAUCUCUUUCCCUAGUUUAUAUAAAACACGAUGUAUGGUCCUAUAACGACAUCUCGAAAGCCCUCGAUGCAAGCAACAGGCGUCACACCGCACGAUUUGGGUCUCGGUGACGCUGUAAGGAAGGAACCCUAUGCUGAUGGUGCUCUCAAACUUCUCGAAACUAUAACAUUGGCUACCGACGCAAUGUGUGUACAAUUUAAUAGAGACGCAUCAAUACUGGCGGUUGGUUUGGCCAACGGAACUAUACAGAUCUACUCCGCUGAUGACUAUCGGCACCUGUAUAGUUUGAGCGAUUCCGAUGUUCAAAAAAGUCGACUACCGGCAACUACUUUAAGAUUCUCUCAAACGGAAAAUACCCUUACUGCAACUUAUGCUUCGGGUUUAAUUAAAUUUUGGCAUAUCACUAACGGACAAACUCUACACACUAUUAACGAAGGGGAAAAACGUCAAACUUUAGCGUCAGCUUUCAACAACGAUGCUUCGUCGUUCAUAAGUGCCGGUUCUGAUUCGAAGAUCGUUCAAUACGACGGAAAAACUAAGCAAGUUAAGAACGUUUUACAAGCCACGGACUCGAGAGAUGUUAUGAAUGGCCAUCGUAUGAGAAUAUUCGCGUUGCAGUAUCAUCCUGACGAUCCUCACGUAUUCGUCUCUGGAGGAUGGGACGAUACCGUUCACUUUUGGGACGAUAGAACGACCCAUUCUGUUCGUAAAUUAUACGGUCCUCAUAUUUGUGGUGACGCACUCGAUAUUGAUCCGAUUCAUAAUCAUAUACUUAGUGGAUCGUGGCGGAAGAAUAACGUUCUUCAGGUAAAAGCUCUCUUGCAGGGUGACUGAUGACUCAAUCAAUGGUCACGUUUUAUUUCAACUUUACUAUAAUCUACUAUUAUAAUUUUAUUAUUCAUUAAUUUUUAUCACAAAUCAAUUAUAUAUCUUUUUUUAGAUUUGGGAUUUCAACAGCGGGGAUAAGAUUCGGGAUAUUCCUCAAGAUACUUUAGUAGGUACGCAGGUCUAUUGCUGUCAGUGGUUGGCUAGAGAUUAUAUCAUUUGCGGUGGUUCUGAUAUGAAUACUGCUAGAGUAAUUGAUAGAGGAACGUUAAAUACCGUCGGACAAAUGGUUGAGCUGCCUCAAGCUGUUUAUUGUUUAGAUAAUGAUAAGCAGUUAAAGCACCCGAGGAUAGCAAUCGGCUGUGCUCAAAAGGUUUACAUUCUGAAAUGCGAAAGGAAAAAUUAAAUAUUAGAUAGAUUAGACGCAAUCUAUCAACUAUCUCUUAUUGAAAUAUUUUGCUAUGCAUUAUUAUUAACAUUCAAUUUAUUCAAAUCAUAAAAAUAUUAUUGUCUAUUUUUUUUCAGCGUCCAUUUGUUUGUUUGUUUGUUUGGUUUCUUUUUUUGUAGUUUGUAUAAAAAUUCCGUCCAUUGCUCUGAAAAACAGAAUUGUUUAUUAAUUUUAUUAUUUUAUGGUAUAUGUUUUCUUCGUAUUCUGGAAGACGAAACUUUCUACUUAAUCUUCUUUAUAUCCGCCCGUCUGCCUAAGCAGCAUUAUGAUAUUGUAUUAUGUAUAUAUAUAUAUAUAUAUAUAUAUGCAUAGAAUUAGCUAUGUGAUAUACCUAUGUUUGUGCCAAUUUUCUAAUUUAAGCUUUUAAAUACAUUUAUAAGAUGAUUUAUAAUUCUGAAAAAGCUUUUAGACACUUCUCGUAAAGGUCUAUUAUAUCGCUAAG